AUGUCGAGAGUGAAAGCCGCAGAACUGAAAAGCAUCAGUCCGAAUGCCCAACAUCAGCUACAAGAGCAACAGACGCAACUGUUCUGCCCCCGCCGCUUCGAUGGGUGGACCUGUUGGGAUUCCCAACCAGCCGGUACGGUCGCCCACAACUAUUGUCCCAACUUUGUCCGCGGGUUCGAUGCCAACCGCUUGGCCUACCGGAUCUGCCAUCCCAAUGGAUCGUGGUUUAUCCAUCCGGAAUCGAACCGAGAGUGGUCCAACUACACCAACUGCGUUGACCUGGAAGAUAUGAAGUUCCGCCGGUUGGUGAACGACCUGUACAUCGGUGGCUACACCAUCUCGCUCAUAACGCUCAUCGUAUCGCUGUGUGUCUUCUUUAGCUUUAGGACUCUGAAAUGUACUCGCAUACGCAUCCACAUCAACUUGUUCAUCUCGUUGGCGCUGAGCUGCUUCUUUUGGAUCGUCUGGUACAAGUUCGUCGUCGAAGAUCCGGAUGUGACCAACAAGAGUGGGAACUGGUGCAUCGCGCUACACAUCCUGCUGCAUUACCUGAUGCUGGUAAACUAUUUCUGGAUGUUCUGCGAGGGACUCCAUCUUCAUCUGGUGUUAGUGAUUGUUUUCAUCAAAGAUGCAAUAGCAAUGCGUUGGUUUUUCACCGUCGGUUGGAUUCUUCCGGUGGCGCUCAUAUCGAUCUAUGCAACCGUGCGGAAUAAGUACACGCUCGACACGGAACACUGCUGGAUGAACGAAAGUCACGCGAUGUGGUUGCUGACGAUUCCGGUGUGCUUCUCACUCAUUACCUCGCUCGUGUUCCUCGUCAACGUGGUCCGAGUUCUGCUGACCAAGCUGAACUCCACCUCGCCCAAUCCGGCCCCGCUCGGUCUGAAGAAAGCCACUCGAGCGACACUGAUUUUGAUUCCGCUGUUUGGUCUGCAACACAUCCUGCUGCCGUUCCGUCCGGACAAGGGAUGCGAGCUGGAACGCUACUAUCAGGUGGUGUCGGCGGUGCUGAUUAGCCUGCAGGGUGCGUGCGUUUCCUGUUUGUUCUGUUUCGCCAACCACGACGUGAUUUUUGCCAUCAAAUGUCAGCUGAGCCGGUGCUUCCCGGAGCUGGUGCACCAUCCGUUCCGCGAGAGCUACAACGGGGGCCAACCGGCGACGCAGAGCCGCGAUAUGGUCGUAUGACUGUUGGGCUUCCGGCGCGGAACGAAGACGACCGGAAGU
Molecule: messenger RNA, 1224 nt
Organism: Ochlerotatus camptorhynchus
Lineage: Eukaryota; Metazoa; Arthropoda; Insecta; Diptera; Culicidae
Gene: hec
Product: hector
Exons: 9
Coding region: 1-1185 (394 amino acids)
Biological process (GO): adenylate cyclase-modulating G protein-coupled receptor signaling pathway; cell surface receptor signaling pathway
Cellular component (GO): plasma membrane
Molecular function (GO): calcitonin receptor activity
Source: RefSeq, a predicted model, not a curated record